AUGAUGCGGAGCAAACCAGCCUCAUCAAUGCAAAAAACCUAUGAUGAGUGCUAUCUUCAAUGCUCCACUGCCGUUUUCUUUGAAGGCCAGGGUAACGAGGCGGAGGCGCUGCGUUCCUGGAAAUCUGCGCUAGACCAGAUCAACUACUACAAAGCCUACAAACUCCCGUUCAAUUAUACACCCAAGUCAGAAAUUGAAAAAGCGCUGUACGAGUCACUGCGAGAACUCGAGAGACAAUGUAAAGAGCGUGUCGACCUCCUGGAAGCGCUUAAGCGGAGCCGACAGGAUCUUGGGCAGGAUUCACCCAGCGAGGAGAAGUCAGACCAUGGUGGCAGGAAGCGCCUAGAAAAAAAUAGAGGUGCUCCAGAGACAAUGACUGAUAAACAAGGCUCAUGGCUCGGAGACGAGACCAUACCUCCAAUGCAAAUGUCAGAACUUCCCAGCGCUACGCCAACAAUACCUACGCGGCCGCCAUUAGCGAGCAGCCGGAGCAGUGAGACUACAGGGAAGAAGACGAGUUCUAAACCACGCUCCUCCCCCUUUGCCGCACCUCCGACGCUGGCUGUCCCCCCCAGCAAAGUAUCACGCAGCCCAAGUCCAGACCAUGGCAGCAGGAAGACCAUGCGGACGACACUGCGCAGCGAGAAGAAGGGGUUUAGGCAGUACCGCUCUGCUCCGAACCGCGACAGAAUGCCAGAGACGAUGAAAGCAGCAGGCCUGGCGUGGGAAGCGCAGCCCCGGAGAGACUCCCAGAUAAGCACUCGGCCGGAUUCAGACCCGACAAUAGAAGCCAGACUGAGUGCCACUGCGGCCCGACGGAGUAUUGACCAAGAGGCCACCGUAAGAUACGACGAGCACAGAAGAUCGAACCCUCCCACACUGGGGGUUCCCGAAGUCCUUCCCCAGCAAGUCUGGCGCGAUAUUUCACACCCUACCUACGGCCAGCCGUCACUGCAAAAGUCUAUGGACAGUUUGAGAUUGAGCUCCGAGUCCGUUCCAAAUUUGAUAGACUUGGAUCCGGAUUCAGACAGACCGCCACCGCCACCCCUUCAUUCCCCAUCACCCGGAUAUGUUGCCGCCAAAUCGAGAACGAUUUCUUCUCCGGGCUUUCCCAAGGCACCCGACAUUCUAUAUCGAAAAGAGUAUCCGGCACGGACAUCAAAAGUGUCACAACCCCUCACCAACAAUUUCCUGGAGAGAUCGUAUGCACGCACCACUUCCAGUACCAGUGUGCCAGGUGUCGCCCGCAAGCCCGUUGCCAAUCCAAGGCCGAGUCGGGAAGUGAGGGGUCGAUCCCCUCUCAGGAGGGAUGGAAAUACUGACAGCGAGGAUGAAGCCCUGAAGAGAGAUUUCGACAAAAAUCGACGACCUCGAGCCGGGCGGGCACAAAGUGCUAACACGAUCACUCCACCAUCUACUGAUGUCGAGUCCUUGGAAGGCGAUGGCUCAACGUCGGCAGAGGAAAAGCGGAUUGCGAGAAUUCUGGAACAGCUACCGAAGGGGUUGGACGAGAAUGCAGCCAAACAGAUACUGAAUGAAAUUGUGGUCAAGGGAGACGAGGUCCAUUGGGACGACGUCGCAGGUUUAGACGCCGCAAAGAAGGCUCUAAAAGAGGCGGUGGUGUAUCCUUUUCUGAGGCCAGAUCUCUUUAUGGGGCUGCGAGAACCCGCUCGUGGGAUGCUUCUAUUCGGACCGCCCGGGACGGGUAAAACCAUGCUUGCGCGGGCGGUGGCGACUGAGAGUAGAAGCACUUUUUUCGCCAUCAGUGCAGGGAGCCUGACGAGCAAAUGGCAUGGCGAGUCGGAGAAGCUGGUGCGGGCGUUAUUUGCGAUGGCGAAAGCCUUGGCCCCAAGUAUCAUCUUUGUGGAUGAGAUUGACUCUUUGCUCAGCACCCGGAGUGGAGCGAGCGAGCAUGAAGCAUCGCGACGGAGCAAGACCGAAUUCCUAAUCCAGUGGUCGGACUUGCAAAGGGCGGCAGCAGGUAAGGACACGAUAAUUGGAGACGCUAGUCGCGUUUUGGUUCUGGCAGCGACGAAUUGCCCAUGGGACAUCGAUGAGGCAGCGCGACGUCGGUUUGUAAGGCGGCAGUACAUUCCCUUGCCGGAAGCGGAGACCAGAGAAAUCCAGAUUCGGACCUUGCUCGGACACCAGAAGCACGACCUUGGGGACGAAGACAUCCAGCGGUUGGUGGAGUUGACAGAGGGAUAUUCAGGGUCUGACAUCACGGCACUCGCGAAAGACGCCGCUAUGGGGCCUCUGCGCAAUCUGGGAGAGGCCUUGUUGUACACGCCCAAGGAGCAGAUCCGACCCAUUUGCAUGGAGGAUUUCGAAGCCAGUCUGGCCAGCAUCCGCCCCAGUGUAAGCAAGAAAGGCCUGGAAGAGUUUGAGAAGUGGGCACAGGAUUUUGGGGAGCGAGGUGGAUAG
Molecule: messenger RNA, 2424 nt
Organism: Capronia epimyces CBS 606.96
Lineage: Eukaryota; Fungi; Ascomycota; Eurotiomycetes; Chaetothyriales; Herpotrichiellaceae
Product: adenosinetriphosphatase
Exons: 3
Coding region: 1-2424 (807 amino acids)
Molecular function (GO): ATP binding; ATP hydrolysis activity
Source: RefSeq, a predicted model, not a curated record